Messenger RNA from Pogona vitticeps (central bearded dragon), 3701 nucleotides. NCBI's taxonomy places the organism in Eukaryota, Metazoa, Chordata, Lepidosauria, Squamata, Agamidae. The record is from RefSeq and is a predicted model, not a curated record.
CGUUCCGCGGGCCGGGCCGCUUCCUGCGUCUCUCGGGCAAUUCAAACGGUCCCCGGGCUCGCCUCGCCCGUUCUUGGCCCCCCAUUUCCCACAGCGGGACUCCUCCGAGAAAGGGGGACGGGGAGCGGCCUGGCCUGGCCUGGAGGUCUCCCGCUUCUCUUUCUGGCUCGUGUGUGCGUGCAGGCUUGCGGGCGACACAGAACUCUUCGGCAGCCUCCCCGAAAGAAGCGAGGCCGUAGCUCGGGGGAGGGGCAGAGGGGGAGGGUGUCCCCAGACACAUUGCCUUUCCAGGAGCAUCAUCAUCACUUAUCAUCAUCAACAGCAGGGAUGCCUGCUGAGAGUGAGGUCUGGGAGCGCAGCUGCUGCCAGACAGCACUGGGCUAUGUGGACGCCAGACCCCACUAGGGAGGAACUGCUUUGGCGAAGAGGACUCCGAGCUGAUCCACGCAAGUGCAACGUGCAUCGUCUAAAACAAUGCAAGUGUGAGAUCUGCAGCCCGGGUUCUGUGGAAUGGUUAACCUGAGGCCGUCUUCCCCCUGAGCCAAUCAUCGGAGCCGGCCCAGCGGAGCCGCGGAGAGACUAAAGUGCCCGGACACACCUGGCCGCAGCCUCUUCUGGCGAAGCCGCCUUUCCUGGCAACAGCAGCACCACCGCCGGCGGCAGCAGCAGCAGCAGCAACAGGGACUCCUGACUCUGCCCAGAGAGCCCACCUGGCAGGAUUCCAGCCCGUCCCCCAUCAUGGUCUUCUUGGCUUGGGCCCCCUUCGCUCUGAUGGUCUGCCUGGCAGGGACCCCGGCCGUGCGAGGCCACAGCGCCGGCGAGCGGAGCCCGGAGGAGGCGGCAGCAGUGGCGGAGAUGGGAGCCCUCCUGUCGUCGACCCAAGCAGGCGCUCUGUCCUGGGGCUCCGUGGAGGCCCUGUUAAAUAUUGCGACGGCUCGUGUGCAGUGCCCGACAGUGCCGUGUGAAAAGUGCGUCAGUGUGGCCAACAUCUUUGCCCUGGUAGGGAAGAAGACGCCGAGCGGCGCCGACCUCACCUCCUCGGAGCUGGUGGGGUUCUCGGCUGGCCUGCUCUUCUACCUCACCGACCCCGCCGGGGCUUGCCAGGCGGCCACGGCUGGCCUCUGGGUGGACAAAGCCCGGGCUUUUCAGACCAGAUUCUCGACGGGAAACCCAGCAUCAGGACCCACCAAGGAGAAGGUGGCGGAGCUGCUCGGGGCCGUCCAGCAGAACGCCAAGGAGAGCGAAAAAGAAGCGGAGCCCUGCGCAGGAGUGGCCCAGAUCCUUGAGAAGAGCAAGGCGGUUUCCAGCCCAGUAGCCUCGGACCCGGCUGGGCAGAUCCUGGCCGCUGUUGCCCACCAUGUGCUAAAAGGGGGUUGUGUCCGUGCUUUGCCCCCCGUGGACUAUUUUGUGGAGUAUGUGUUCCACCGCUACGGCAACGAGACCAAGAACCUCACCGUUGCGGCCUUGACCAAGCUCAUGGAGCAGCUGAAGAUAGGCCCCAAGGAAGAACACCACGACCACGCGCAUGACGACCACGUGCAUGAUGAUCACGCGCAUGACGACCACUCGCAUGAUGACCACUCACAUGAUGGCCAUUCACAUGGUCGCCCCGUGCAUGGUCAUGCACAUGUAGUCCCUGCGCACAACAAUUCGGACGGCCACCCGAGGGGCAACGUAACUGAGCCUUCCCUACUUCAUGACGAUCACCACCAUGAGGAGGAAAUUGAGCACCACCAUGAAGGCACAAUGGAAAGAAUUCUGGCUCGGAAAAGACGAAGCAUCACAGAUGCGGACCACCAUGGAGUCUGGGACACGGUUUGUCUUAGCUCAGAUGAUGUCUUUGAGGUUUACGGCCUUGACACUGGGGUAGGGAUCUCCCCUCCGGACUUCACGCGCUUGAGCCCAGCUCUGAUCCAGCAACAGCUCAGCCAGGCCUGCUCGGUCUCCCGCAGCUCCCAUGUCGACGGGCGGCUCACCACCGCCGAGAAGUUCAUCUACGGCUCGUUGGCCACCCUGGUGGUCUGCCUGUGCUCGCUUUUCGGCAUCGUCCUCCUGCUCUGCACGGCCUGCAUCACCGCCUACCAGUACGUGAUCCAGCUCUUUGUCAGCCUGGCGGUGGGAUCGCUCACUGGCGAUGCCAUGCUGCACCUCAUCCCUACGUUCCUGGGCCUGCAUUCCCACUCGCACGACGCGGGGCACGGCCACGAGCACCCCGAGGCCGAUGACCCCACCGUGGUGUGGAAGCUGCUGGCCGUGCUGGCCGGCCUCUACUUCUUCUUCCUCAUCGAGAAGUUAUUCAUCCUGCUGGGCCACUGGGACUGUGAGGUGGCCUCUGCCCCCAGCAAAGACCAUCAGUGUGAGCACGCCCUGGCCCUGCAGGUCUACCAGGAGGAGAUGAAGAGGAGGAAGGAGGAGAAAGGAGCUUCCAAUACGGACCUGAUUUCUGGAGAGGAAGCCAACGUGAGCCAGCUGAGGAAGAAGGAGCGCAGUCGAGAGCUCCGGAUGCUGCCCUACAUGAUCACCAUCGGAGACGCCAUCCACAACUUUGCCGACGGACUGGCCAUGGGGGCCGCCUUCUCCUCCUCCUGGAGGACGGGACUGGCCACCUCGCUGGCGGUCCUGUGCCAUGAGCUGCCCCAUGAGCUAGGAGAUUUUGCCGCGCUCCUGCAGGCCGGGCUGAGCGUCAAGUGGGCCUUGGUGCUGAAUUUUGGGAGCGCUCUGACAGCCUUCAUCGGCCUCUACAUCGCCCUCAGCGUGAGCACCGGUCCAGAGUUCGAGGCAUGGAUCUUCACCAUUGCCACCGGCCUCUUCCUCUACGACGCCCUCUGUGACAUGCUGCCGGCCUUGAUGAACGUGAAGGACAAGCGCCCCUGGCUGCUGUUUUGCCUGCAGAACAUCGGCCUCCUGGCCGGCUGGGCCAUCCUGCUGCUGCUCUCCCUCUUCGAGGACAACUUCACCAUUUGACACGUGCCACUCCCGGAGAGACCUUGACCAGCCCCAGGAGGCAGGGCCCGUGGAGAUCCAUGGUGCGGGCCUGGCCAGGUCUCGGCUGCGCUUCCUCGGUGACCGGAGAGAAGGGGGUGCAAGGAGGGACUGGGAAAGGGAGGUUCAGAGUCCCUGUGCCAGACCCAAAGACUGAGGUUCGGAGCGAAUUCAGGCGCGUGCAAGCCACAUGCACACACCUACAGAGCUUGCCCCUUGGGAACGGUCAUCCUUCCAUUUCCCCUCUUCGUCUAUUUAUUGUAUUUAUUAAGGUUGUACCUGCCCAUUUCCCCUCCAGGAACCCCAGGAAAUGGGGGUCUGUGCCCCGUGAGGCCCUUCGUAAACCCUGUGUCCUUAGAGGAAGUAGGGCAUACUUGUCCAGACUGGAAGAAUAAAAUAAUAAUAAUACCCACAGCUUAGUGAUGAUAUGCCAGUGGUUCAGGAAGAAUUUUGAUUCUGAAGGCUGCUGUUUCCCCUUUCCCAUGCUCAUUGUACUCAGUCCCUAUCACCACCACCCAGUUAAAAGAAUCUCAGGUAGCAGAGGUUCAGGGUGAGAAAGCCGCAGGCUAGUUGGCCCCCACGUCCACCCCCAGGAGAGGGGGUGCUGGGCCCAGGGGACCAAAGGCCUGAGUAUGUGCCAUUAGACCGCGCCCAAUGCCCAGUUUUAUACCACGUGGUUUCUGAGGAAAAGGGUGCGUCCUAUAAUUUUUUUGCAAACC